This is a messenger RNA of Oppiella nova, 1389 nucleotides long. The record is from the annotation of a GenBank genome assembly. NCBI's taxonomy places the organism in Eukaryota, Metazoa, Arthropoda, Arachnida, Sarcoptiformes, Oppiidae.
AUGGAUUCGUACAUCAAUAAAGAAGUGGUGAUUAUAGGCAACGGGCCGUCAGCUAUAAGCUUGAGUUAUAUGCUGUCCGGCCACUGGCCUUAUUACACGAGUCAAUCGCAUCCCAACGAAUAUCUGCACCGGCGGCUCACCGAUGAAAGCGAGUUAAACAAGUCAUUAGUGGAACAGGACUUAGAAAUGCUGAGCGAUGGACUGGAAGGCCGUUCCAUCAAUAAAGUGUCGGUUCUGUUCGACCACUUAAACCAUCCGGAAGCCGAUUUCGGUUUCGAGAAUCCAUCGACACUCGAGUGGAGACACCGCUCAGACAAAGUUGUAGAUCACGUGGUGAUCGGCAAAGGACUUCCGGGCGGGGCCUGGCAUUCAAUGAACGACUGCAAAGAAAUUCUUACAAUAAGUUUGGGCUCUUGGAUGCAGUUGCCGGACAUGGAUAUAAGGAACUGGUGUUCAGAGCAUAGGAGGGAGAGCAGAGUGAGCCUGUCGACUGUCGCCAACUAUUAUAACAAUUACGUCAAAACGAAAGGUUUAAUGAAAAACUUUAAACACUUCUCUUCCGUCACUUCACUUGAAUUCGACGAACAAACCAAUAAAUACCGAAUCGAUGGCCACGACUCCAACGGCAAUCACUUCCAUUACAUGAGCCCCCGAGUAGUGUUGGCCACCGGUAACUGUGAUCGCGUCAACCGUAUGAAUGUUCCCGGAGAGGACCUGCCGUUUGUAUUGCAUUCACUUAACGAAUUGGAAACACUUAUAGCAGAAUCCAAAGUAAAGCCUUCUUCAGAUCCUAUCCUAAUAGUCGGCGCCGGUCUGAGUGCAGCCGACGCUGUCAUUGCCACCAGAUUCAGAAGAGUGCCCACAAUCCACGCCUUUCGGAGGCAUCCGGAGGACCCGUCGCUCAUAUUCAAUCAGUUGCCGGAGAAUAUGUAUCCGGAAUACCAUUGCGUUCACUCGAAAAUGAAGGGAAAGUUUACGUCCAGCUGUGGUUACGAACCGCUAGCCAUGCAUUGUGUCAAAGAAAUCAAAGCUAAUAAAGAGGUUCUCCUCUUAAACAUGAUUGGCGUCGACGACACGCAACUUACCACUUGUGUCAAAGUGAAGGUCUCAUACGUACUGGUGCUCAUCGGAAUGAAACCAAACCUCAAUUUCAUCAAAUCUAAGAGUCUAUUAGCAGAUCUGGGAAUCAAGAAAAACGUAGCCAUUGAUCCCCGAUCUAACCCAAUAGCCAUCAACUCAUAUACUCACGAAAGUCUGGCCUCUCCGGGACUUUACGCUAUGGGACCAAUCGUUGGCGACAACUUUGUCCGCUUCGUACAGGGAGGCGCCCUCGCCAUCACUCACCACAUCCACAGCCAUAACAACAACGACCCAUCCUUUUGUCAAUAA